Molecule: messenger RNA, 1413 nt
Organism: Ochotona princeps (American pika)
Lineage: Eukaryota; Metazoa; Chordata; Mammalia; Lagomorpha; Ochotonidae
Gene: HNMT
Product: histamine N-methyltransferase
Exons: 6
Coding region: 128-1006 (292 amino acids)
Molecular function (GO): N-methyltransferase activity
Source: RefSeq, a predicted model, not a curated record
UUUUUUUUUUUUUUUUGGAUUGAAAUUAGAAGGGGGUGGGGAAAGGAAGAAGAAACAUAGGAACUGAAAAGAGAAGGAGAGGAAGUUAAAGCUCACUUUCCUCCCUGGCUUUCUCUGGAAACCAAAUAUGGCAUCUUCCAUGAGAAGCUUGUAUACUGACCACAGCAGAUAUGUGGAAUCUUUCCGGAGAUUUCUCAGCCAUUCCACGGAACACCAGUGCAUGCAGGAAUUCAUGGACAAGAAGCUGCCAGACAUAAUAGCAAGAAUUGGAGACUCAAAAUCGGAAAUUAAGAUUCUGAGCAUAGGAGGAGGUGCAGGUGAAAUCGAUCUUCAGAUUAUCUCCAAAGUCCAAGCUCAAUUUCCAGGAGUUCACAUCAGAAACGAAGUAGUUGAACCAAGUGCUGAGCAAAUCACCAAGUACAAAGAGCUUGUAGUCAAGACAUCAAGCCUGGAGAACAUAAAGUUUGCUUGGCAUAAGGAGACAGCAUCUGAAUAUCAACAUAGAGUGAUGGAGGAAAAGGGGCUUCAAAAAUGGGAUUUUAUUCAUAUGAUACAGAUGAUAUAUUAUGUAAAAGACAUCUCAGCUACCUUGAAAUUCUUCCAUGGUCUCUUAGCUACAAAUGCUAAGAUUCUCAUUAUUGUUGUGUCAGGAACCAGUGCCUGGAACAAGCUGUUCACAAAAUACGGACCUCGCUUACCCCAGAAUGACCUCUGCCAGUAUGUCACAUCAUUUCAGAUCACUCAGAUGCUCGACGACUUGGGGAUUAAGUAUGAGAGCUACGAUCUUCUGUCCACCUUGGAUAUAUCUGACUGUUUCAUUGAUGGCAAUGAAAAUGGAGAGCUGCUUUGGGAUUUUUUGACAGAAACCUGCAACUUUAACAAAACAGCACCACCUGAUCUUAAGGCAGAAAUUAUGAAAGAUCUACAAGAGCCUGAAUACAGUGUUAAAAAAGAGGGGAAGGUUCUUUUUAACAAUAAUCUGAGUUUCAUAGUGAUGGAGGCAUAACUGAAGAGUAGGUUAAAAACUAUGUUUGAAAAAUAAUAAUCACUCAUUUACUUCAACAUUAAAAUUAUCAAGUAAAUAUCUUAAAGGAGAUAGAGCAUCAUCUCAAAUAUGUUUAGAAUAUUCCAAGGCAUUCCUGGUCUUCCAUGUAGAUUUAUGUGAGAUAUUGCAGGAUGUAGCCUAUUCUUCCUCUAGAUAAAGAACAUAUGUUGGCUAAACAGCACCUAUGUAGAGAAAAUUGGGUUUCAAUGGUUCAUUGAAAGUAAAAUCCAUUCAUUUUACUGGUUGUAUACAAAUUUAUUAGAAUACUAAUGAACUGUAUGUUAUAGAUUCUUUGAAUACUUCUGAAAUAGACGUAUUUGUCAUUACUUGGCAUAUUAAAUAUUUUUAUGGAUAAAAACUAUGGAAAA